Molecule: messenger RNA, 3118 nt
Organism: Oryzias latipes (Japanese medaka)
Lineage: Eukaryota; Metazoa; Chordata; Actinopteri; Beloniformes; Adrianichthyidae
Gene: eva1aa
Product: eva-1 homolog A, regulator of programmed cell death a
Molecular function (GO): carbohydrate binding
Source: RefSeq, a predicted model, not a curated record
CGUGGCGCCUGCAGGUGGACUGCUUCCUCAACACAACACGCAGUCGGGAAUUAUUGCAGUGAGUGGACUGACUCCAGCCUCAGAGGACGCUCGAUGCCCGUUUCCCAGCAGGACGGUGGGAGGAUGAGGUACUGCGACGGCUCAUCUCACACUCUUUGCUGCGGCCGCUGCUUCCUGACUUUCUGAUGAAUUGGAGAAAUUCAAAAACUUUGAGGCUUCAAGGAUGAUCCUCUCAGAUGGGACUGUCUCACCCGUCACUUUUGCUCUCCUAUCGGGAAUAACCUUCUUGCUCAUCAUCUGCGAUCUCACCAAAGGCUCUGCAGACUUGUCAGGCUAUCUGUCCACAGUGUUGAAGAACUACACCCAGCAGGCCUGUGACGGUGAAUUCCUGUAUGUUCACUGCCCGCCCCGGACCACCAUCACCAUUCAGUCUGCAUUCUAUGGAAGAAGAGGUUCCUCCGAUCUCUCGAGGUGCCCCCAGACCUACCAGGCCCUCCUGCACUCUCAUUACUCUCCAGAGAAUGAUCCAUAUUGUUCUGUGUCGACAGCACUACAGAAAAUGCUGGAUGAAUGCCAAGACAGAAGGAGCUGUCAAGCCCUUGUCAGUAGCCGCAUGUUUGGGAUGGACCAGUGUCCUGGCAGCAGUAAAUACCUCAUUGUCUGGUACAAAUGCCGACCUAGUGAAUACAAAAGUAAGGUAGCCUGUGAGGAGGACAGGAUGAGGCUGAGCUGCAAACAGGGAAUGCAGAUUGCCAUCUACUCUGCCAUGUUCGGCCGCACUCAACAGGGCACGCUGGAGUGCCCCCCUCACCACAGGAGAGCCCCCCCAGUAGAAUGCCAGUCAUCAGUGGCCCUGCAGGUCCUCACAGCACGCUGUCAAGGAAAGAAGAGUUGUCUGAUCCGAGCCUCCACCAGAGAGUUUGGAGAUCCAUGUUACCCUGGCAUCAAGAAAUACCUCAGCGUCAUCUACACUUGUGUCCCGAAGAGAUUGCUUCAGGAGCCAGGUCCAAGACCACCAGUGUACCCCCUGGAACCAGGCGCCCAUGACCCCAACAUAGUGGGAGACAGUCCUCCUUACGGGAGCUCAGUCAAAAAUCCUGACCCGGACUCAGAGAAAAACAAAUUUGAAGAGACAGAAAAGGGGAAGCCGCAAGAAAAAGAAGGAGAGGAUCCAGAGCAGUCACCAGAAAUGAACCCCAUCGCCAACUCCACCUCUGGAGCCAACAUGGCGCUCUUCAGCAACGCACUUGCAGCCUACAAUUACAUAUCAGACCACCCAGAGAGGGCUGCCUUGUUCUUCGUCUGUGGCGUGUGUUUGGGCCUCUUCCUCACUCUCUUCGCCCUGGUGGUCCAGAUCUCCUGUCGCACCGACUGCCAGCCGCGUGAGCGGCCUCCUGCCAAGAAACGUGCGCGUCCCGCCGACUUAUCCUCAGAUUCCAGUGAUUCGGACUCAGACUGGGACACCACCUCGGACCUCUCGGCAAGGAGACACAGACGCUUUGAGCGCACGCUAAACAUGAACGUGUUCACGUCAGCCGAAGAGCUGGAGAGAGCUCAGCGGCUGGAGGAAAGAGAGCGAAUCAUCCGGGAAAUCUGGAUGAACGGCCAACCGGACAUCCCGGGGACACGGAGCCUCAAUCGGUAUUACUGAGUAAUACCUGGAGACUUUUAAUGGGAACCUGACUUUAACUGAAAUGUUGUACAGAAGGGGAAAGAGACAAACCCAGACUGAGAUUCAAAAGCAACAGUUUGACAGUUUUUAGUUGGAAAAAUGUUCCCCUCUCUCUGCUGUUUUCAAAGUCCAUUUGGGUAUCAUAAGCUAUACCCCCAAAAGUCAAACAAUAAGCUUCAACUCUGCAUUGUAAGCUUGCCUCUUGGCUCCCGGAAGAAAGAAGUGAAAGACUACACUGACUUACCGGUGACCUCGGCGGGCUUUUGAACUGAGGAUUUAUGGGUUAAUGAACAUACACAAGCCUGCAGAGACUACACGGUGACUGAAGGACCAAGGCCUCACAAAGGUCUGUUUUACAGCACACAGGGCAGCUGGAAGAGACUGUGACACUCUGAGCUUCACGCUCACUACCCUCCAGUAUUGAAAUGUGAACUUUAACAGAGGGGCAUUUUUUUUUACCAAAGUGCGCUCGACAAUAAGACAGUGUAAGACAAUCUUUUCACAGUAGAUGUUGCCUUGAGCUCUAUAAAAACCAAAAGAUGAACACCUUAUGCAAUAUAUUUUAUUAUAUUUAAUGUUUCAUUGAUGUUGUGUAUUUUUCUUCUCAAGUAAGGUUUUAUUAUGAGAUAUUUUUAUACUUUGCAAAGGUUGUCUGGCGCCUCAGGGAUGCAAUCCUAGUGUUUCUGUGUUUGGCUCUUCCUUAGAAAAAGGGGGAGUUGACUGAAAUCACAUUGUCAGCAUUUAUAGACAAGAAUAGGAGAUAUAAUGUAAAGCACCUCAAAGAGGUUCCCUUUUUAUAGUUUAAUCCUAUUUUUGAUAAAGUAAUUCAAAGCGGAGAGGCUUUUCUACCCUUUAAGUCGAGUUUAUGAUUACAACAGUCUUUUUUGAUCAACUAUAGGACAUUUAUUUAUUAAUUGGAAUCUCAAAUGUAUGUAAUCUAUUUGUGUUCCCUUUAAAGUACUGUCUCUAUGCUGAUGUGGAGCUUGUGUCAAAACCAGAAUGCUUCUGUCGAGUUUAGCACCUGCUAUCUACUCUGGCAUAAAUGUAAAUUAAUAGAGAACUGCCUGUUUUUACUAUAAAAAUGCAUUUUCAGGUCAUCACUUUUCAAGCAAUGUCUAAAAGUGGCCUUUAUUUAAUAUGCAGGACGUUGCUUGUGUUUGUCACUGCCAUCUGAAGGAAACAACACUACAAAAACGGUAAAACGGCACCAAAAUCAUGCUAUUUGCUGGAGAGAUGUGUACAUUCUUUUCCAAUUUCAAGCAGAUAUUUUAACACAUUAAUAUUAUUUUCCUUAUAGAGAUUAUUCAAAUAACCACCUCACCAGAGAUGUCUAAAAGGUUUAGUUUGAAUAUAAUGUGUCAGUGAUUUUUACCACAUGACCAAAAUGGAUUAUGCGCUUGAAAUAAACUUCAAAAGGAAAAUGUGUUCCAGUGAAAGAAAUGAAAA